This is a messenger RNA of Exaiptasia diaphana, 650 nucleotides long. RefSeq lists its product as uncharacterized. The transcript has a single exon. The coding region runs from base 1 to 555 and encodes 184 amino acids. Lineage: Eukaryota; Metazoa; Cnidaria; Anthozoa; Actiniaria; Aiptasiidae. The record is from RefSeq and is a predicted model, not a curated record.
AUGCCUUGCUUCAAAAGGAGUCAUUCCUGGGAAAGUUCUCUCGUUGGAAGAGAUGGUGUUUCCAGGCAAUAUCAAGUGUUGCUGAACAGAGAACGAGAUGGCUGCAUAACAGAAAGAUACAAAAUCUCAGUGAACAGUCAAGAAAUCCCACAUCAACUGUCAACAAAUUAUUGCAGUCCGCUGUGCGGCUCUGGUGGGUCCUAUGAAUGGGAACAAGAUGGCCACAGUUUUAUGAUAAUGUACAACAACCUCGGGUUAAUCCGGGCAAUGCAAGGCUUCAGAUUGUUUAUAGACGGAAUUGAUGUUGACACUGGUCUCCAUUUGAAAGCUUUUUUCCGACGUAGAGGUCUCCACUUUGUGCUUUCUGGCGUACUUGUGUUUGCUUUUGGAGUUGGAGCUAUUCUCGUGCAGCAUUUCUUUGUAAACAUAAUGGAAACUAAGAAAGGAGGGUUUAUGAACUUGGCAUAUGCUUUCAUGGGUUGGGGUGCCGUCUACAUGCUCAUUGGAGCCAUUCCUUUUGUUMGGAGGUAUGCGGAACCGCGGUAUAUUCAUUAAAUAGCUAUGGCAUCAUUUUUAACUAUAAAUUGUAAAAUUAUUGUAAAUAAUCGGAUUAAUGAAUAAUUGUGAUCUAUUCUUAAAGACGUAUUUGA